CAAAUUUCCGAGGAGGUAUUGAAAGUGGCAAAGCCCUAAGCAACACUCUUGUUUUCGCUCGUGAUUAUGCUAUCACUGUGUAGCUAAGAAGUCUCGUUAUUGUCAGUCAGAAUCGUCAUGUUUAUGCGUGUUUAGCAUUGAAAUAUAUUUACACAGCUGCACCAUCUAAAGUUCUAAACGACGAUGACAUCUAAACUGAAAGUUGGGAAGGUCGGUUCCAAGAGUAAGGAGGAUGCCCCUUAUGAGCUGGAGAGCCAGUUUGUCCUCAGGCUUCCUUCGGAGUAUGCCUCAACAGUAAGAAGGAUUGCACAGUCUAGCAGUAUGAACAUGAAGGACAGACUCACCAUUGAGUUGCACCCUGAUGGCCGUCAUGGCAUAGUUAGAGUAGACCGUGUUCCUUUGGCCUGCAAACUGGUUGAUCUCCCCUGCAUGAUUGAGUCACUCAAAACGGUGGACAAGAAGACGUUUUACAAGACCGCAGAUGUCUGCCAGAUGCUCGUGUGUACACUAGAUGGAGACCUUUACCCCCCUUUGGAAGAGCCAACUGGCACUGACCCCAAGACCAAAAAGAAGGAUAAAGACAAGGACAAGAAAUUUGUUUGGAAUCACGGCAUCACCUGCCCUCUGAAGAACACGCGCAAGAGGAGAUUUCGGAAGACUGCGAAAAAAAAGUACAUUGAAUCUCCUGAUGUGGAAAAGGAAGUGAAGAGAUUGCUGAGCACAGAUGCUGACGCUGUCAGCGUCCGAUGGGAGGUUAUCGCAGAGGAUGAGUCCAAGGAAGCAGAUCAACACAGCUCUCUGGCCAACCUGGAUUCCUCACCUGGGACCUCAGGACACAAGAUGGGUCAUGGGUCCUCUGUCCAGCAUGAUGAACUGAGGGAGAUCUUCAAUGACAUCAGCAGUUCAAGUGAGGACGAGGAGGACGAAGGGGACCGGCAUGAAGAUGAGGACCUGAAUAUCAUGGACACAGAGGAUGAUCUGGUCCAGCAGCUCCAGGACAAACUUAAUGAGUCCGAUUCUGCACAGAAUGAAAGUGAUAGAAACAACCAGAUAGUUAUGGAGUACCAGGUGCAGAUCAACAACAUUAAGGCCAAGCUUCAGGAAACUCGUGCCCGCAAGAAACAGCAGGAGGAGCUCAUCAUGAAAGUGGAAAACCAGGCCCUCAAAAACCGUUUCCAAGCCUUGUUGGAUGAGAUUAUUCAGCAGGAGGAGCGGGAGAUGGAGCAGCUGGCCUCCCUGCAGGAGCAGCUGGACUCACUGAUAGAGAAGUGACCACCAGGGGGCAGUCACAUGUCAUCUUCUGGCAUACAGGAAAGACAAGGAGGAGAAAAGCCUUCAUCCAGGGAGAAGAGAAUUUUUAUUGGAAGUUGCUGUGUCAUUCCUUUAAAUUUGUGAUUUUCCUAUUACACAGCACACAGAUUGGUUCACUCAAAGUUUGUGUUUUUAAGUUGACAAAAUGCGUUUGUAGUUACUGUGAUUAAACUAUUCCACCUCA
Molecule: messenger RNA, 1495 nt
Organism: Pundamilia nyererei
Lineage: Eukaryota; Metazoa; Chordata; Actinopteri; Cichliformes; Cichlidae
Gene: taf7
Product: TAF7 RNA polymerase II, TATA box binding protein (TBP)-associated factor
Exons: 12
Coding region: 184-1272 (362 amino acids)
Biological process (GO): transcription initiation at RNA polymerase II promoter; RNA polymerase II preinitiation complex assembly
Cellular component (GO): transcription factor TFIID complex
Molecular function (GO): RNA polymerase II general transcription initiation factor activity
Source: RefSeq, a predicted model, not a curated record